Molecule: messenger RNA, 4767 nt
Organism: Coturnix japonica (Japanese quail)
Lineage: Eukaryota; Metazoa; Chordata; Aves; Galliformes; Phasianidae
Gene: GTPBP1
Product: GTP binding protein 1
Biological process (GO): translational elongation
Molecular function (GO): translation elongation factor activity; GTP binding; GTPase activity
Source: RefSeq, a predicted model, not a curated record
CUGCGUGGGCUCCUCGAGUUCCGUCCCGUUCGGCUGCUCGCGGUAACACUCCGCUCCGAGGGCCCGGCCCCUCUAUGGGAGCGAGCAGGGGCUGUAGGAACCUGUGAGGGAACGGCUGAGCGCGGCACUGAACGCUCGGAAGAUAUCCUGUAAGGAAGCGAAGGAUGAGCAUCAAAACUUCAGCGUCCGCUGGGCCACCUGUUUGUGUCUGAGCAAGCUGGGCGAGGUGUGGAUGCCGGAUGCCAGCACCGACCUGUGUACGUGUGUGUGCUUUGUGUUGGAUAUGACCGGCGUGGAGCAGCGCGCAGGACGUCUCCGAGGGCUGUCACCCAUCCUGACAGCUGGGAACCGCCCGCAGCUCUGACCAAGAGGGAGGAAAGCUCUUCUCCUGCUGCUUCCAUUGGUGUCAGCAGCCAGCCGUCAGCUCCCAGACACCUGCAGGCAAAGAGGAAAUGACAGGAAUUGUGAGAUUGCUAGACCUGCAUGACUUCUGCAGACUGCUCCAUGUCCAGCAAAGCUGAAAGAACAAAAAUGACAAUGUUUGGCUUGAUGAAAACCUGGAAAACAAGAGAGUAUGUAAUACAGGCAUAGAUGGGAUUUCUCAAAGGUGGGAAAAGAAAACAAACAUAGAGAGCCUCUCUUUGACCAAGAAGGGAUCUUCAGAACACCGAGUGAAGCGUUGCAGUGAGCUAGAACAAUGGAGAACUGGCUGGUGGCUGCAGGCAGCAGAAGCAGCCACAAGAAAUGCUGAACACCACUGAAAGCUGGUGAUGGUGAGCCCGACCUCCGAGCAGUACGACAGUUUGCUGCGGCAGAUGUCGGAGAGGAUCGAUGAGGGAUGCGGGGAGACCAUCUAUGUCAUCGGGCAGGGAUCAGAUGGAACCGAAUAUGGUCUGAGCGAGGCAGACAUGGAAGCAUCCUAUGCCACACUGAAGAGCAUGGCCGAGCAGAUCGAAGCUGACGUGAUCCUCCUGCGGGAGCACCAAGAGGCAGGGGGCAAGGUGCAGGACUACCUGGUUCGGAAACGUGUGGGUGACAACGAUUUCCUGGAGGUCAGGGUAGCAGUGGUUGGCAAUGUGGAUGCAGGAAAGAGCACCUUGCUGGGUGUCCUAACACAUGGUGAGCUUGACAACGGUCGAGGCUUUGCUCGGCAAAAGCUCUUCCGCCAUAAGCAUGAGAUUGAGUCAGGCCGCACCAGCAGCGUGGGCAAUGACAUCCUGGGCUUCGACAGUGAGGGCAACGUGGUGAACAAGCCUGACAGCCAUGGUGGCAGCUUGGAGUGGACAAAGAUCUGCGAGAAAUCCACCAAGGUCAUUACUUUCAUUGACCUGGCUGGUCAUGAGAAAUACCUGAAAACCACCGUCUUUGGCAUGACCGGCCAUUUACCUGACUUCUGCAUGCUUAUGGUUGGCAGUAAUGCUGGGAUUGUGGGAAUGACCAAGGAGCACUUGGGACUGGCACUUGCACUCAAUGUUCCUGUCUUUGUUGUGGUGACCAAGAUAGACAUGUGCCCAGCCAAUAUCCUCCAAGAAACCCUGAAGCUGUUACAGCGACUGCUGAAGUCCCCAGGGUGCAGGAAGAUUCCCGUGCUGGUUCAGAGCAAGGAUGAUGUCAUUGUAACAGCCUCCAACUUCAGCUCAGAGAGGAUGUGUCCAAUUUUCCAGAUCUCGAAUGUCACUGGGGAGAACCUAGAUUUGCUGAAGAUGUUUCUUAAUCUCUUGUCUCCACGGACCAGUUACAGGGAAGAAGAACCAGCAGAAUUCCAGAUAGAUGAUACUUACUCUGUCCCGGGUGUAGGAACGGUUGUGUCUGGGACGACGCUGAGAGGCCUAAUCAAGCUGAAUGACACCUUGCUGCUGGGGCCGGAUCCGCUUGGCAACUUCCUGCCUAUUGCUGUCAAAUCCAUCCACCGCAAGAGAAUGCCUGUCAAAGAAGUGCGGGGAGGCCAGACCGCCUCCUUUGCUUUGAAGAAGAUCAAGCGUUCUUCUAUCCGGAAAGGAAUGGUAAUGGUGUCACCCCGCCUGAAUCCGCAAGCGUCAUGGGAGUUUGAAGCAGAGAUUCUGGUGCUCCAUCACCCCACCACCAUCAGCCCACGGUAUCAGGCCAUGGUGCAUUGUGGCAGCAUCCGUCAGACAGCCACAAUUCUCAGUAUGGACAAGGACUGCCUGCGGACAGGGGAUAAAGCUACAGUGCACUUUCGCUUCAUCAAAACCCCGGAGUAUUUGCAUAUAGACCAGCGCCUGGUCUUCCGUGAAGGCCGUACCAAAGCUGUGGGUACCAUCACUAAGUUACUCCAGACCACCAAUAACUCCCCAAUGAACUCCAAGCCACAGCAGAUCAAGAUGCAGUCAACAAAGAAAGGAGCUCUUACAAAACGAGAGGAUGGUGUUCCUCCAGUUGGGAUGGCAACUGGGGGCCCACUGGUGGGGGACGAGCCCCCCUCAACAGCCGCAGCACCACCAACACCGACCGCCCUGCAGCCAUCGCCUGCACUGGAUGAAGAGCCCCACAUCCGUGAGGGCAACAAGUCAAAAGUUGGAGGAGGAGGUCGGCGGCGAGGAGGUCAGCGCCAUAAAGUGAAGUCUCAAGGAGCCUGUGUGACUCCUGCCAGCGGCUGCUAAAUUUCUUACUCCCCCUCCUCCUGAGGAAUUCCUCCCUUUCCUUUCAUUUAUUAUCCAAAAGAUCCAGAGCAGCUCAAACCAAAAUCCAUCCCAGCUGACUGGCUGCAGAAGAAUCUUCCUUCCUCCUCAAAGGAGAAGAUGGAGAGGAACAUUAACUUAUAAGCUAAUGAAGGUGAUAAGACACAGAACUGAGUUACUGACACCUUCCUCCUCCCCCUGUCGACACAUUUUUGUACAUCAUGGGCUUAGUUUUUAUUCUUAUUAGUUUUUAUUAUAUUUUGUGUGCAUGAAGAUGAGAGACUGGAUAGAGCCAAGAAGAGCCAGUUAGCUGCCUCCCUCCUCCCUCACCCCAUUCUGGCUGCGGGACUCGCUGUUCUCUCUCACAUGCUAUCUCAAAUCCUGGGGCUGUCAAACACCUGAAAUUUCAGACUUGCAGUGGUUAAAACUCGUUGUUUAGGGUGAGUCUGUAUGGCACUGCUUCUGCACUGCUGUGGCCACAUGCCAGAUAUAUUUCCGAGUUCUCCCCCAUCAUAUUCUAUUUGGAAGUGGUUUUAAUUUCAGGUCGUAGUGACAGAGAUUUGAAUGAGAUGAUGGUAAGAAAAAAUUCAUUAGCUGGAGGUCUAAGAGGGAAGGAAACUGGAAAGCAGUUAUUGAUCUUAAGUUGAGGAGUCCCAUACUAAAUAUCCUUCUCAAAUGCAGUAGUAGCAGUUAAGAUUUUUUUUUAGAGACAGAGAUAAAUGGGCAAUGAUUUGCUUUUCCUUUUCCCUGCUUUUCCUAUUGUCUGUUGGGCACAUUUUGGAGCAAAUCCUACCCACCUCUCUUGGCUAUGGCAGCUCAAUGAGCAGUAUUAACAAUAUUGGGCAGGAGCACUCAGUCCGUCCCUUGAGCCAGAGAAAAAGCCUUCUCACCUCGACGGACAGAGACCCCACGGGUGGAACAGACACCAGGUAAAGAUGACCUCCCCUUCAUUUUGGUUGCUCCAGGAUUUCCUAAGCAUUUUCUAGAACUCACUGGCCCAACUUUGCUGUGGUAAGGAUUAUAUGAUUUGUCUUCUCCCCUCUUGGCCAGAGAGGGACCAAACUUAGAGAAGUACUUUCAGGUUUGGAAGUGCGUGGUAAAUUUUCUGCCUUUAAUUGAAUUAAUUCAGCUGUAAAUGGUAAAUUUGAGUUUCAGGAAGGCCCUGCAAGCACGCUCUGUGAAUUACCAAUAUCAUGUCUUCUAACUCCAGGCUGUGUGAGCGAUCAGUUCCCCGUUUGUUCUCAUCUCUCUUCUCACUCAGCCCCUCGGUGGCUGCCUGCAGGCCAGGAGUUACCCCCUGUGGGUGGGAGUGCAGGGCCAUCUGGAGGGAGGAGAUGGACACCAGCAGAUCGCUGCUCUCCCCGGCAGGUGUGGUCACCUUCAGUUUGAGGUCCUUCUUCCCCAGUGGAAGACUUCUCGUGGAGAAAGACUUUUAAAGUUGCAGUCCCACUCCAGAGGGCUGUUCCUGUUUCUUGCUAGAAUUGUAGAGCUUGUUCCAUUCACUGCUUGGUUUCAGGUAGGCUGGAAAGCCAAGUUUGGAGGUAGGCUCAAAUGCCAUCCAAGCGAGAGCAAGCAGUAGGGCUAGCGAGGGAAAAGCUCAUCUUCUGCUGUGGAUAUCAGCACUCCAAAAGCAUUAAGCAGAGCGGUGAGCUGAGGAACACCAUGGAGAGGAGGUACUUUGCCUUAGAGACUGUAACGGCCUGAGCACGGGUGGCAGCGGGGAGGUCAGCCCAUCCUUUCCCAGCUAUGUGCCUCAACACCAGCGCUCUCCUGGAGAGGGGGGAACCAUAGGCGGCUCCAACACCUAAUAGCACCUGCGUUGUGAGGGUGUGAAAUGUGGCUAAGAAGGGCGCGAGGGCCUGCUGCCUUCGUCCUGGCCCUGUGUAGCAGCAUCAAAUGCAUCAGAUUUCACCACCCUCCGCUUCCAUGGGGAGCAGAGGGCCGCGGCGGUGUUCUCUUUCUCCAUUCCUUGUGCUCCAAAUGAAGGAGACUGCCGAGACUGGAAGAGGGUUUAAUUUCAGUUUGGGUGAAGGAAGCGGCGCGAUCUCUUUUGUGACCAGCAUUCAAAGAUCACUCGGGCUGGCGUGAUCUAUAAAAUAAAUUUUACAAAGGUUUGUUCCGAGUUAAA